GGUCUAACGCGGUCGUAAGAGAGGAAGAGAGACGUACGAGUAUGUCGUGUGCGGGCAAGAGAGAAGACGAUAGAAUCGAACGAGAGGGAGAAAGAAGGAAGAAAGAAGGAAGCCACGGUGGCGGGAGGAGGAAAAAUUAAAAGGAACGAGGACUGUCAGACACCUCGCCCACAAAAAGCCGAUGCAGAUGCGCCUGAGCGGUGAACACGUGCGACGCUGUUUUUGCAACAGGCGCGUUCAAACGCGGUGCGAUGUCCAAGAAAUUGUCUCGAAGCGACGCCCUCGAAAACAUAUCUACAUGGAGUACAAACGACGUCUUGUGUCUGCUACGGAAGAAUGGCCUGGAAGAAUGCUGUACGGCAGUUUCGAAACGGCAAAUCGACGGUGACGAGUUGUUGCACUUGACUGAGGGGAAGUUGGCUCUAUGGAAGAGUGACCUCACCCGUUCUUUGAUAUGGGAACUUCGUACGCUCGUUGAAAAAAUCAAGAAAUUCCCGGAGAAAUUUAUACAGGAGAAAAGCGUUGAAACGGAACAGAACGAGGAUCACAUGAGCGAUACCAGUUCCUGGGAUACGGAUUUCGAAGACGAGAUACCGGAAGACAAUCCUGCUUUUACCGAUACGAGAAACAUCGACGUCGAUCAAAUAAAUUCGAAUUACGAAAACGAUCAUACUAUUUUGAAAAAGACGAAAAACGUGAACGCGGACGCGCAAGUAGACGACAAUACGAAAAGACAAGACGAGGAGACGACUUAUGCGAAUUUCGAAUCGACCUUAGACGCGAAAACGGUUUACGCCAAUCAUCAAGACAACGUGACGAAUCUACCGCCAAAAAAUGUUUCGAGAUUGCAUGGAACGAUAGAGAAAACUUUGGCCGAGCAAUUGAAGGAACAAUUGCAAUUGAGGAAUUCGAAGAAACCUGUGCUCAGACCAAAACCAGAAUUAAUUUCCAAGAGGCUUGCAAACGUUUCUACGAUAUACAAACAACCGCAAAAAUCAUUUUUACACGAUGAAUCUAAGACGAAGACGAGGCCACCGAACGAUGUACAAAGAAGAAUGGCUGUUCCACCUCCACCGGCACCUAAGAAAAACGUCGAUCAAAGUUUUUCCAAGAUAGGAAGAAACGACAAGGACGCGUCGAAGCCGUCCAUUUCGAUUAGAAAUUUGGAUCUCAUUGCGAAUCUACCGACUCGGCAGGAUGAAAGCGAGGAUGAAUACGAAAAAUUCGACGAGCAAAUCAUAGAACAAAAUCAAAAGUCGAUUAUCUCUAGAAUCGACAGCAAACAGUCAUUGACCUGCGGUCCUCAAAGUUCCGUAGAGAGCGUUUAUCAACCGUCCAGUACGACCAGCUGCGAGGAGGAGGAAGAGCCCUAUGAAAUUUACGAAUCCAUUACGGAAACGCCUGAAGAUAACGAUAAUUAUUUAAGCCCCAUUCAAAAACCACCGAACAGUGGAAACACUCUACCGCCGCCGUUACCCAUUAAGCUGCCUUCAACUCCGCCUCCGACGUUGCAUCGAACGAAACCGAACAAUGCAAAUGAGCGUUCACCGGACAAAAAGUCAGCGACGCUACCACAUUCUGGUAGUAGUACUUCGUUGUUAAGCGAGAGAGCCACGAGACCAUUGCCACCACCGCCAGACCGAUUAUCUUACGUUGACAAACCUUGGUUUCAUAAUAUUACACGAGAACAAGCCAUAGCGCUGAUCACAGAACAAGGUACUUACGGCAAUUCACAAGAUGGAUAUUUUCUUUUGAGACCUUCCACAACAAACGUGAACAGUCCAUUAGCUCUGGUGCUUUGGUGCAAAGAUAGAGUUUACAAUAUUCCGGUUAGAAAGAGAUCUGACAAUAGGUAUGCCUUGGGAUCCGUGAAAGUAAACGAAACGUCGUUCUCUAGCGUCGAAGAAAUCGUAACGUGUUAUAUGAAAGAAGAAUUGGUCCUCUAUACGGGCGGUGUACAAACGGGAAGUACGAAAUUAACCGGUACACCGCUGAAAUGAAUAAAAAGGAAAUGUGUCACAAGGUGAAAUUCUUCUCCUCGAGAAAUUUAUACAAAUUGUGUAUUUAUCUAAAUCAUAUGUAAUUGUAAUAAGUACACUGCCGAAUAAUGGAACGCAUGCCGUGCCAUCGUUAACGUAAGGAUACUUAACAAAUUUUAUCUUUUUAAGAUACAUACGAUUCUGAAGUGCCUCUAUUACACGAAAAGAGAUACGCGUGUAUCGCGUAGACCCUAGUUUGUACGUAUUAUAUGUGUAAAAGUGAUUGCACGUUGCAUUUAGUGUGUGUGUGUGUGUGUGCGUGUGUGUGUGUAUUAUAUACAUAUACAUAUACUUUUUUUAUGAAUCUUUUUACAUAUCGUAAAGCGUUACCUUUUAGUAUUAUCAUGUGUGCCUUUGAUGAUACGAUAUAUCGAUUAAACCAAAUAAGAUAUGUAUCUUUACAAUUGCGAUUUACAAUUGUACUUUAUAAACUGGUAUUCUUAUUAAGAAAUGCGAAAGUAUCGUGAUAGCAUCUAAUAUUUUCUGAGAUUUACAACACACAAAUUUAUACGUAUAAGUUAAGUUAAAAUGUAACAAAACGGAUAUUGCAUAUUUGUACAAUCGUGUAAAAUGUAAUUCUCCAGUAUGUCUUGAUAUACGCGUUGGAUGAAACAUGGAAAGUAAAACCUAUGUACGUUUUCUGUUACUAAA
Messenger RNA from Vespula vulgaris, 2690 nucleotides. RefSeq lists its product as uncharacterized. Bases 252 to 2000 code for a protein of 582 amino acids. The transcript is spliced from 9 exons. The record is from RefSeq and is a predicted model, not a curated record. Gene Ontology annotation, biological process: cell surface receptor protein tyrosine kinase signaling pathway; intracellular signal transduction. Lineage: Eukaryota; Metazoa; Arthropoda; Insecta; Hymenoptera; Vespidae.